UCGGGCCGGCGGGGCCGGGAGCGGCGCGAGGUGACCGGCGACAUGUUCCGCUGCCGCGUGGCCGCCGCCUCCGCGGGGGGCCUGGCGCGCGCUCUGCGCCCCCUCAGCCCCGCACCGCGGGGCCGCGCCGCCGCGGUUUUGCAAUGUCAUCAUCUAAGAUGCCCUUCUAGAUCACUGACGUCUUCAGGUGUUCCUGGCAAAGCUGGCAGCAACCUAUUGUUAUACUUAAUUGUAGGAGGAACAGUCACUGGGACAGGAGCUUAUGUAUACAAAACGCUGAGAGAAAACAAAGAGCGAUUCACCAGCCGUGUCACAACAAUAACUACGCGAUCUCAAGAAAAGGAAGCGUCUCCUUCCGAUACAGGUGCUGCUUCUCAGGGCACAGCAGCUCCGGGAGCUCGCCCUGAGGUCCCCUCUCACGUUCCUUUCCUGCUGAUCGGUGGAGGCACUGCUGCUUUUGCUGCUGCCAGAUCCAUUCGGGCUCGGGACCCUGGCGCCCGGGUGCUGAUUGUGUCUGAAGAUCCUGCUCUGCCCUACAUGCGUCCACCUCUUUCCAAAGAACUAUGGUUUUCAGAUGAUCCAAAUGUGACGGAGAGUCUGCGGUUCAAACAGUGGAAUGGCAAGGAGAGGAGUAUAUAUUUCCAGCCGCCAUCAUUCUAUGUGCCUGUUCGUGAUCUGCCUUUUGCAGAAAACGGUGGAGUAGCAGUUCUCUGUGGCAAGAAGGUUGUGCAUAUGGAUGUUAGAGGCAACACCGUGAAACUCAGCGAUGGCACCCAGAUAUCCUAUGACAAAUGUCUAAUUGCCACUGGUGGUUCCCCAAGGAACCUACCCGCCAUUGAAAGAGCAGGAAAAGACGUACAACAAAGGCUGACGCUGUUCCGAAAGAUUGAGGACUUCAAACGUCUGGAGAAGAUUUCAAGAGAAGUCAAGUCCGUCACAAUUAUUGGUGGUGGUUUUCUCGGCAGCGAGCUGGCCUGUGCGCUGGGCAGAAGAGCACGAACCAGAGGCCUGGAGGUGAUUCAGCUGUUUCCAGAGAAUGGCAAUAUGGGCAAAGUCUUGCCUGAAUAUCUGAGCAACUGGACCACGGAGAAAGUCAGACGAGAGGGUGUUAAUGUCAUGCCUAACGCUGUGGUCAAGUCUGUCUCUGUCAGUGGCAAUCGGCUGAUAAUUAAACUAAAGGAUGGCCGAAAGGUGGAGACUGAUCAUAUUGUGGCUGCAGUAGGGCUGGAGCCUAAUGUGGAAUUAGCAAAGUCAGCGGGGCUGGAGGUGGACUCUGACUUCGGAGGGUUCAGGGUGAACGCAGAGCUGCAGGCACGCUCCAAUAUCUGGGUGGCAGGAGAUGCUGCCUGCUUCUACGAUAUCAAACUAGGGAGGAGACGCGUGGAGCACCAUGAUCAUGCCGUUGUGAGUGGAAGGCUGGCUGGAGAAAACAUGACGGGAGCUGCGAAGCCCUACUGGCACCAGUCCAUGUUCUGGAGCGAUCUGGGUCCUAACGUAGGGUAUGAAGCCAUCGGCCUUGUCGACAGUAGUUUGCCAACAGUGGGAGUCUUUGCUAAAGCAACAGCGAAAGACACACCGAAAAGUGCAACGGAGCAGUCAGGGACUGGUAUUCGAUCAGAGAGUGAAACAGAAGCAGAAGCCUCAGAAGUUCACAUUUCUCCAAGCUCUUCACCAACGCCUCAAGUUCCCAAGCAAGGAGAAGAUUAUGGCAAAGGUGUCAUUUUCUACCUCAGGGAUAAAGUUGUGGUAGGAAUCGUGUUGUGGAACAUCUUCAACAGGAUGCCGAUUGCUCGGAAGAUCAUCAAAGAUGGGGAGGAGCAUGAGGAUCUCAACGAAGUAGCAAAGCUUUUCAACAUCCACGAAGACUAAACUCCAGCAGGGGAACAACAGGAGUGAGUAGGACAGUGGGGGCGCUGGCUGCGUGCACCCCCUCAUCUCCAGCACCUCCCUCUGAGUACCUGUGAAUAUUUCCACUCCCCUAGAAUUCUAACGUUUGCACCAAUAAAGUCAGAUUGUUCUAA
This is a messenger RNA of Grus americana (Whooping crane), 2021 nucleotides long. RefSeq names its product apoptosis inducing factor mitochondria associated 1 (gene AIFM1). Gene Ontology annotation, molecular function: NAD(P)H oxidase H2O2-forming activity; FAD binding; protein dimerization activity. Gene Ontology annotation, biological process: apoptotic process; mitochondrial respiratory chain complex assembly. The record is from RefSeq and is a predicted model, not a curated record. Lineage: Eukaryota; Metazoa; Chordata; Aves; Gruiformes; Gruidae. The transcript has 17 exons. The coding region runs from base 43 to 1869 and encodes 608 amino acids. Gene Ontology annotation, cellular component: cytoplasm; mitochondrion.